Messenger RNA from Cuscuta campestris, 719 nucleotides. The record is from the annotation of a GenBank genome assembly. Lineage: Eukaryota; Viridiplantae; Streptophyta; Magnoliopsida; Solanales; Convolvulaceae.
CUCACUCCGCAUUUCCUGCAAAUUCAAUUCAAAUUCAUAUUCCCCGCCCUGAGGACCCCUUCCCGGCCAACUUGAAAAUGGAGAGGCCGGAAAACGACCCGAACCACACCGUCUCCCCUUCCUACAGGGGCGUGAGGAAGAGGAACUGGGGGAAAUGGGUGUCGGAGAUUCGCCGCCCCAAUAGCCGGGAGCGCAUUUGGCUCGGCUCCUUCGACUCGCCCGAGAAGGCCGCCCGGGCAUUCGACGCCGCCCUCUUCUGCCUGCGCGGCCGCAGUGCUCACUUCAACUUCCCCGACACCCCUCCCGACAUCCCCGGCGGAGAAUCCUUCUCAAUCCACGAGAUCAAGGUCGCCGCCGCCCGUUACGCGGACGCGGAUUCCACGGCCAUCGGGUCGGACCCGUCGCCGCCGUGGUCUUCUCGCGACGGGCACGGAGUGGAAGGUGAAAUGACAGAAAUGCCCUUCGGCGGCGAGUUUCUCCGCCGUGCCUCCUCCCCGGGCGCUCCUUCGAACGACCACGACUACGGUGUCGUUGCCGAGGAGAGCUUCGGGUACUUUCCGGGAUUCGAUGAAUUUGCAAAUGACUAUUAUGCCCCGCAAACCAGCGAAUACAUCGAAGACCAAUACGAUGGGUUCUCUUCUUCCCAGGGCUCUUUUCUCUGGAAUUUUUGAAGCAAUUCAUUCGCUUUUUCUUGUAGAGAAUGAAUGGGUAAUCAUUAA